AUGGCGCUGGGCGGGGAGCGGGCCGGGACUCGCUUGGAAGAGCCCAGCAGGCUGAGGCGUGAGGCUCCCUUCCCCGCCCAGCCACCCACCGGCACCCACAGGCUGGCAGGAGGAGCCGACGAGGCCAGAGCUCUAUGCAAACUCCUCCCCGUGCCCCGCAGGUUCCGCUUUCCAGCACGCCUCAUCCCGGGGGCCAGGGUGCACCGAGGGCGCGGAGAGGCUCCGGCAAUGAGCGCAGCCCAGCACAGUCUGCAGCUGCUGUUAGGGGGAGUUGCUCUCCUGCUGGUCGGGGGGAGCUCUGCAGAGGAUGAUCAAAGGACUGAGGCGGAUGCAAAACUUCAUCACCAACGGCCAGAAAGGGUUAAAAAUGAAGACAUGAAAGAAAAUGUCAGGAAUCGAGGGAGACCUAAGAGAAAGAAAUGUAGCAAUAUGAUUGAGAAGAGAGAUGGCAGACAGCGUAAUGUACAUUUUGCAAAGAAAAGUAUAAUGAAGGCAAAUAAAUCCACUAAAUGUGGAAAGUACUUCAGAAAUAGAUCACAGCUCCUUGUGCAACAAAGAAUACAUAGAGGCAAGGAACCUUUUAAAUGCUCAGUGUGUGGAAAGAGAUUCAGUGACAGUAGCGCUCUUCAGAAGCAUGAAAGAACUGACACAGGAGAGAAACCUUUUGAAUGCUCAGUGUGCGGAAAGAGAUUCAGACAGAGUGGCAAUCUUCAAAAGCAUCAAAGAACCCACACAGGGGAGAAGCCUUUUGAAUGUUCAGAGUGUGGCAAGAGAUUUAGUCAGAGCGGCAGUCUUCAAUGUCAUCAAAGAACCCACACAGGGGAGAAACUGUUUGAAUGCUCAAUGUAUGUAAAGAGAUUCAGUCGGAGUGGCCAUCUUCAACUGCAUCAGAGAACCCACACAGGGCAGAAACCUUUUGAAUGUUCAGAGUGUGGAAAGAGAUUCAGUCGGAGUGGCAAUCUUCAAGAGCAUCAAAGAACUCACACAGGGAAGAAACCUUUUGAAUGUUCAGAGUGUGGAAAGACAUUUAGUCGGAGAGACAAUCUUCAAGAUCAUCAAAGAACCCACACUGGG
Molecule: messenger RNA, 1074 nt
Organism: Gekko japonicus
Lineage: Eukaryota; Metazoa; Chordata; Lepidosauria; Squamata; Gekkonidae
Product: zinc finger protein 239-like
Exons: 2
Biological process (GO): regulation of transcription by RNA polymerase II
Cellular component (GO): chromosome
Molecular function (GO): chromatin insulator sequence binding
Source: RefSeq, a predicted model, not a curated record